Messenger RNA from Dujonia railenensis, 3624 nucleotides. NCBI's taxonomy places the organism in Eukaryota, Fungi, Ascomycota, Pichiomycetes, Serinales, Debaryomycetaceae. The record is from the annotation of a GenBank genome assembly.
AUGGACAAUAACCCUGACGGAGGUGAAAAUCCAGAUUUCUUCCUUUUGGAAGACAAAUUAGCAAAAAUCCGUACACAGAUCAAUUCCAAGCUUGAAAACCAAAAGAACUUGGCGAUCAUUUUAUCUGCUAUUGAAGAAAACAUAGAAGAGCAAAAGAAUGAGAAGACACCUGUAGCUUAUUUCGUUUCAUUCUUGUCAGUAUUGGAUCAGUGCGUUUCAGAAGACAAGAUACUUGAUGUUGGAUUAGCCACAUCAAUUUCAUAUUUUUUGGACUUGGUUUUCCCAUUCACACCAAAGGGUAUAUUGAGAUCUAGGUUCAGUGAAAUCUUGACCAAAUUGGCACCUUCUUUGUCAAACCCUGACGCUGAAGCACCUUUAGUUAGAUCUACCAUCGGUGCCUUGGAAAGCUUGUUAUUGGCCCAGGACAAUCAACAAUGGUUAAACAUGAGUAAUAGUAACACUAUUUCACCAAAGAGAGCUCUUGUUGGUUUACUUGAACUCUCCUUUGACCCAAGGCCAAAGGUUAGAAGAAGGGCCCAAGAUUCGAUCAAGAACUUGUUGCUGAACCCUCCUCCUUCCCCAUCUCCUAUACAUGCUGCUUCUAAUAUGUGUGCCGAGUUAGCCAUGAACAGGUUGACCCAAUUGAUGAAAGAGAGAAUGAUCACUAAGAACAAGAAGAAUGAAAAUAAUAACAGUGUCAUAAUUCAUAACUUACAAUUAAUUUCUGCUAUUACGUCCGCCAAUGCUUGGCCAUCUGCAUAUAUCAGCAAUCUUUGUGAUAUUCUCCUUGAAGUAUCUAAAACAUCAGACCAAUAUUUGGUUUCGCUGGCAUUCUCAGCAUUUGAAGGGCUCUUUGAAUCAAUGUCCAACGAAAUUGAUAUCGAAAGGUUUACUAACGUUCUUGAUGUCAUUUUCGAUUUAAAACCUUCUGUGAACGACUCGCACUUGGCUGCAUCGUGGUUGGCAGUUAUUGCCAAGGCGUUGGAAAGUUUUGCAAAGUUGUCUCCUAAGGAAUGUAUUGAAAGAAUUCCUCAAAUUUUUCCAAUUGUUACAUCAUUCUUAUCAUCUGAAGUCAAAGACAUUUACGUAUCAGCUUCUCAAUGUUUAAUUGCUAUCAUAACUCAAACCAUCCCAUCUGAAUAUCUCUUACAACCUACCUCAACAAACGGCAUUACUAAUGAGAUCUAUGAAUUAGUAGAUGAUGUUAUUUCCUUUUUAGCUGAGCAUACCCAAAAGGAAUUGUUAUCUGUGAAAUACCAGCAUGCAACUUUAGAAAUCUUGGAAUUCCUCACUGCUGUGAUCUUUAAGUUACGUACUAGAAGUAAUCCUGAUUUCUUAGAAAGCAUCCAAAUUGUUGGUGAUUGGAGAACAAAUGAAAAGGAUUCUUUCCCACAUAACAAGCAGGCCGAAGACUUAAUUAGCGCUGGGAUUUCUGAAUUAGGCCCUGACGUUAUAUUAUCGAUUCUCCCAUUAAACUUGGACAGUAAGGGCCAAGGUCAAACUGGUAGAGCUUGGUUGUUACCACUAUUAAGAGAAAACGUACGUUUUGCCAACUUGAAUUUCUAUAAGACUGAUAUCUUACCUUUGGUUGAACUUUACGAUUCCAAGAUUAACUCUGAAGGCGUCUCAGCAAUCCAUAGUAAGAUUUUUCAAACCAUUGUUGACCAAGUUUGGUCGUUGUUACCACACUUCUGUGAUUUGCCAAAAGAUUUAACAGUGGCUUUUGACGACAAAUUUGCAGCUCAAUUAUCUGACUUAAUGUACAGUAAGGUUGAAUUGAGAGUGCCUGUCUGUCAUGCUUUAAAGCUUUUGGUAGAAUCUAACUUAGCAUACAGCGAAGGUGCUUUGGCUGAUGACUUAUUGAUUCAGGAAGAAUUGACAAUUGAACAGUCAAAGAAGAACUUACAAUACUUAGGUACUAAGGCAGGUAAUAUUUUAAGUGUUUUGUUCAACGUAUUUUCGUCCACUGUUCCAGGUUCUAGAAACUUUGUCUUGGAAACUAUCGACGCUUAUUUGCAAAUUGUUCCAAAGACGGACUUGGAAGCUACUUUCAAUAAGGUUUGUGGUUUAUUGAAGAACGCUAUGGACGAAGAAGCUGCUGCUUCUGCUAGAUCUAGUGGUAAGCAAAAGGAAAAGAAGGGUGGUGAAGAAACCAAGCUUAGUGCAACCAUGUUAGAUUUGGUAGUUGCCAUGAGUAAAUAUGUUCCUCAAAGUUCCCACAAUGCUCUUUUUGCUAUAUUUUCUACUACAGUUUCACUUCCAAAUGAUUCUCUUCUUCAAAAAAGAUCUUAUAGAAUCAUUUCUAGGCUCAUGGAAUCUGAAAUUGGAACUCAAUCAAUUCUUCAAUUUAUUUCAAAUAUUGAAGAAGUUUUAGUUAACACUACAGAAACAACUCACACUUCUGCUAGAUCUUCAAGAUUGUCUGCUAUGCAUUCUAUUUUGACUGUCUUACCAUCCACCGAUUUGCAUUUCAUUCCAGCUAUUUUACAAGAAAUUAUUAUGUCAACCAAGGACGUGAACGAAAAAACUAGAGAAUUAUCGUAUCAAAUUUUAAUUCAAAUGGGUCACAAGAUGGAGCUUGGUGGUGUUAUCGAAAAUGGUAAGGUCCCAGGUUUUGACCCUGCCACUCCAUCCUCGGAAGCCUCUUUAACUGAAUUCUUCACAAUGGUAAGUGCCGGGUUAGCUGCUCAGACUCCUCAUAUGAUUUCUGCUACUAUUACUGCUGUUUCUUGUCUCGUUUUCGAGUUUAAAGAUAAGUUGCCUACUGAAGUCUUGUUAGAGAUUUCUUCCACAGUCGAAUUGUUUUUAACUCAUAAUUCAAGGGAAAUUGCUAAAUCUGCCAUUGGUUUCGUUAAGGUGGAAGUUUUGUCAUUGCCAGAAGAUAUCGUUAGAGCAAACUUAAACGAGUUGUUGGCCAAAUUAAUGAGAUGGUCGCAUGAACAUAAGGGACAUUUCAAGUCUAAAGUAAAGCACAUCUUGGAAAGAUUAAUUAGAAAAUUUGGAAUUGAAACUGUUGAGCAAGCCAUUCCUGAGGAUGAUAGAAAAUUAGUUGCCAAUAUCAAGAAGAGUAGAAACAGAGCAAAGAGAAGAGAAGAUGAAGAAGAAGGUGCUGCUGAAGGUGCUGGUAAGUCAGCAUUUACUUCCGCUUACGAAGAAGCCUUAUAUGAUUCAGAUGAUUCAGAUGAUGAUGAACAACAACCUUCUGAAGCUACAAAGGGUAAGAAGGCCAGUCAAUUUAUUUUAGAAACUGGUGAUGAACCAUUGAAUUUAUUAGAUCGUCAAGCCUUAGCACAUAUUUCAUCAUCUAAACCUAAGAAGUUUGGAAAGAAGGAUCUUGCAUCCAAGAUGAAGACUCAAGAUGGUAAAUUUGUGUUCAGAGAGGGUAAGGAAGAAGAGGAUCCUUUGGCCAGAGGUGGAUCGGGUAUCGAUGCUUAUGUUGAUGCUAUAAAACAAGCUCCAGUUAGGGGUCAAAGAAAUAAAAUGAAAUAUAAGAAGUCUAGUAAGGAAGAAGUCGACUGGUCUGAUGAUGAAGGGGAAGCCAAGAAGCAGCCAUCCAAAAAGUUUUUGGGUAAGGGAAGUAUUUCUAAGCCAAAGCAAAAGUUUAAGGCUAGAAAGAAGCUUUAA